GCGGGACAAUCUCGCCGAUUUGAACUUGAGCCCAACCCUCCCGCCCCUUUUCUUGAGACCAACUUCCUGCUACUUCCUCCCAUUCUCAUCCCACCAUCAACUCCUUCCCACUGGGACAUCAAAUCUGUUACCAACAUCAGCAACCCAGCCGGCAACUCCUAUUAAAACCAACUCCAAUAAAGCCCACAGCCCCAACAACACCAGCGCAAUGGCCGACACGACUAGCACCACGCCUGUCACCCACUCCAGCGACGCUUCCGCCUCAAUCCUUGCCGGGACUGGCAACAUGUCCGCUCCCGUUUUGAACCCUGUGUCGAACCUGGCGUUGGGCCCCCGUUCAGUCCCCAUGCUCACCAACAUGACAAACGCCGCCGCCGGCACCACGUCGACCAACGCUGCCGACACCAUGUCGACCAACACCGCCGACACCAUGACAAACGCCGCCGCCGGCACCACGCCGACCAACGCCGCCGCCGGCACCACGUCGACCAACGCUGCCGCCAACACCAUGACAAACGCCGCCGCCGGCACCACGUCGACCAACACCGCCGACACCAUGACAAACGCCGCCGCCGGCACCACGCCGACCAAUACCGCCAACACCAUGUCGACCAACACCGCCGACACCAUGCCGACCAACGCCGCCGCCGGCACCACGUCGACCAACGCUGCCGCCGACACCAUGUCGGCCAACGCUACCGCCAACACCAUGUCGACCAACACCGCCGACACCACGCCGACCAACGCCGCCGCCGGCACCAAAGCCAACACCGCCGCUGGCUGCAACAUCGCCACCGAUGUGUCUUCCACGACCACCGGUGACCAUGGCGGUGACAACAGCAACAACACUGAGCCGUCCGAGCGGACCCACCAUCGCGUUUACCUGGCCACCUACCUCACCUUCGAUCUGCCCCAUCACGCCAUCUGCGUGGAACUCAAGCCCAACAACAACACCUUGGCCUGGGGUCGCAUGUCCCAGGUUACCGGCGAUCUCUAUUCAGGAAUGGUGUUCAACGCCAAGGACUGCUGCCAUCCGUUCAUCUCUAUGAACGGGGACACCAUUGAGCACAUUGGCUGGGCACACCAGGACACCAGCGUGGAGGAGGCCUGCCGGCUCGUUUCCCCGCCCGGGCAGCAGGUGGAUGACAAUCUGAAGCGGAUCAACCCUGGUGUGCCCCUUCGCCAUUGCCACCACUGGGUCGUUGACACCAUUGCCGAGCUGCGGACCACCGGGGUCCUUCAGCCUCUGACGGCCUCCGACGAUGGCAGCGUCAUUCCGCGGCUGGGGGCUAUCAGGCACAUCACCGGCAUGUAAGGGCAGUCGACGGCCAUAGGUACAAGGGGAAGGGCUGCGGAUUUCGAUUCACAUUUGAGAGAGCUUUAGGGCAGGCGAGCCGGG
Messenger RNA from Chaetomium fimeti, 1399 nucleotides. RefSeq lists its product as uncharacterized. Lineage: Eukaryota; Fungi; Ascomycota; Sordariomycetes; Sordariales; Chaetomiaceae. The transcript has a single exon. Bases 209 to 1315 code for a protein of 368 amino acids. The record is from RefSeq and is a predicted model, not a curated record.